Colletotrichum truncatum is the source of this 3180-nucleotide messenger RNA. The record is from RefSeq and is a predicted model, not a curated record. Lineage: Eukaryota; Fungi; Ascomycota; Sordariomycetes; Glomerellales; Glomerellaceae.
AUGCCGCCCCGAAAGGGCAGUCCGAAGGUGAAGACGGGUUGCCGGACAUGCAAAGCCCGCAAGGUAAAAUGUGACGAGGCCAAGCCGAAAUGCAUGCGAUGCACAUCGUCAGGGCGAGAAUGCGCGGGCUACGAGCCGAACUUCGAACACGGCCUCGCUUGGUACCGUCCGCAACAGCUCACCGCUCACGAUCAGCGUGAAGGCCGCGCUUUUCAGUUCUUCUCGCACAUGGUCGGCCCUGUACUCUCCGGUCCGACGGACUCGUAUUUCUGGACUCAUCUGGUGGUGCAGUUCAGCCAUUUCGAGCCGGCAGUCCGGCAUGCCGUACUGGCUAUCAGCUCGCUGUACGAAGACUUCCACGGGGGUGCCCGUGUGACGCGGCAGAAGCGUGGGAACGCCUUUGCACUGAGCCAUUAUAGUGCCGCCAUCGAGAAAAUAAAGGGCGCACAGGACGAGCAAUUGGUAUUACUGGUGUGUGUCUUGUUUGUAUGUGUGGAAUAUCUCCAAGGCGAUGUCGAGGCGGCGUUGAGGCACUGCAAGCACGGCAUCCUCAUCCUCAACAAGAUUGGCUGUUCCUCAUGGGCACGCGAGUACCUGAUGCCGAUCUUCAGACGGUUGAGCUUCAUUUCGUUUUUCCUCGGCAAGAAACCGUCAGACGACGUGCUGGUGCCCGGUCUAAUUGGUUACGAGGCGUCGAUGCCCCCCCGAUUUACCAGUGUCGAAGAAGCACAGAACGCGAUAGAUGACCUUACCGUGCAUGCAAUCGAGCUUGUAGCAAAAAGCGACCUAUCCGGAAGGGAACCCCUUGAGACCAGAUUGCAAGAGUUCCAUGCUAAAGUGUCCGAAUUGGACGCCACGAUACCGCCGCAGGAAUCAGUGAAGAAAAUCGCCAUCUGCGGCAUGAAAAUCAAGACAGAAAUGGCUAGGAUACAAGUCAACACAAUAGAUGGCGAGGGGGAGUCUAGGUUUGACGAAUGGUCAGAGAACUUUCGUACAAUUGUGGCUUUGGCACGUCGUGCAGCAGAACUGAAGGCUACAUUCCCAGACGAUCGACCGAGGGCGAGCUUCACGUUCGAGCAAGGGUUCUUAUCGAUGAUGGGAUUCGUUUCGGUGAAAUGCAGAGACCUGCAGACUCGGCUUGAGGCAUUGGAGCUGAUGACCAAGAUCCCAGCGCCAAAAGAAGGCCUUUUAGACGUCGGCACCCUGUACAGAGUUGGACGCCGCGGAGCCGAAAUCGAACACGGAGUGUCAUUAGAUGACGGCACAUUGGAGAAGAACCCGGCCGCAAUGGCGCAAGUUUCCUUCCCGCCAGAAAGCAAGAGACUUCUUGGGGCGCCGAUAGAGCACGAGCUUGAUGUGAUCAAGAAUGAGAAUGGCACGACGACGUACCGACGAACGGAAACCUUCUACCAAGGCAUAUUUGACAUGGUUUCCUUGAUUUGGGCCAUGGCGGGAGCCGUUGCCCCAGCCAUCGUCCGCGCUGCAACCCUUUCGGACGUGUGCACAACUACUCACGCCCAGGAAGCCCUCCCAGCCGCGGGAACAAUUCCUGGUAUAACCAUCGACGCCUCCUCCGUCCAAACUGCCAUUAUUUCAAACACCUCUGUUACUUCAGAAUGGUACCCGACUAGCACAAUCGACUACUGCAACGUCACAUUUGCCUACUCUCAUGAUGGCCUGCCAAAUGAUAUCGUCCAUGUCACCUACUGGGUUCCCGCCCCGGACGCCUUCCAAAAUCGAUAUGUCUCGACUGGCGGUGGAGGCCUUGCCAUCAACUCUCAGAGCCAAUACAUCCCGACAGGCAUCAUCGUAGGAGCCGUCUCCGGAAUCACCGAUGGCGGUUUUGGGUCGUUCAAUACCCAGUGGGAUGCUGUCUUCCUUGCGGCUAACGGUACCACCAACUGGCAAUCUGUCUAUAUGUUUGGUUAUCAAGCCCAUAAUGAGCUCGCUAUUCUGGGAAAGCAGUUUACCCGCAACUUCUACGGCGUGGCAGCUGACCAGAAGAUUUACUCAUACUACCAAGGUUGCUCCGAAGGCGGUCGUGAGGGUUGGAGUCAGGUGCAGCGUUUCGGUGACCAAUUCGACGGCGCCGUUACGGGUGCCCCUGCUUUCAGAUACGGUCAACAGCAGGUGAAUCACUUGACGCCGAACGUGAUGGAGACCACGCGCGGCUACUUCCCGCCGUCCUGCGAACUUGAUAAGAUACUUAACCUGACCAUCGCGGCAUGCGACCCUCUCGAUGGCAAGACUGAUGGUGUCGUCUCGCGUUCUGAUCUCUGCAAGCUCACAUUCGACUUCAACUCCACUGUUGGCGAGGCCUAUUCCUGUGAAGCAAGCUCUGGUAGUAGCGGCCCAGGCGGGUUUGGUGGCCUCGCGCGUCGUCAGUUCCCCGGCAGCAGCCCGACUCCUGCGCAGAACGGUACUGUUACCGCUGAAGGAGCUGCUUUAGUAGCAGCAUACUACGACGGCUUGCAUGAUUCCGAGGGCAAGCGUGUUUAUCUCAACUACCAGCCCGGUUCCGCCUUCACCGACGCCUCAACAAAAUUCGAUGAGAGCACCGGUACCUGGGGCGUGAGCAUCUCCGGCCUCGGAGGUGAGUGGGUUGCGCGCUACCUCCAGCUUCGCGACACCAGCACGCUCGAAUCCUUGAACAGCGUCACGUACGACACCCUGAGAGAUUGGAUGUUGUACGGCAUGAACCAUUACGCCGACUCGCUGCAGACGACCAAUCCCGACCUCAGCGCCUUCCAAGCCGCAGGCGGAAAAGUGCUCCACGUGCACGGCGAACAGGACGAUUCUAUCCCCGCGGCUUCGUCGGUACACUAUUACGAGUCCGUUCGAAGCGUCAUGUUCCCCGGCCAGGGCUUCAAUGAGAGCUCCGCUGCGCUGGACGAGUUUUACAGGCUGUAUCUCGUUCCCGGCGGUGCUCACUGUGGUGUCAACUCACACCAGCCUAACGGCGGAUGGCCCCAGACGACGCUUCAGACGGUGAUUGAUUGGGUUGAGAACGGAGCUGCCCCGGAUACUUUGAACAGCACAGGCGACAUCAGCACGCUCUGUCGAUGGCCUCUUCGACCUCUAUGGACUGACAAUGGAGCCAAAUUUGACUGUGUCUAUGACCAAGCUUCCAUUGAUACCUGGAAGUACACUUUCGAUGCUUUCAAGGUCCCUGUUUACUAG